CUUCACAAACGUGGCAACCCUAACACAUACAAACAAAUACAUUUUUGUAUGCAAAUUUAUCAAAGUACUGUAAAUUGCCAUCCUUAAUUAUGUGGUGAGAUCAAUCCAUCUCCUCUGCCUAUCUGUAUCUGUUAAGCUGGUAACUAAUGAAGAGUUUAGGGUUGCCUCCAGUUUUCAUCCGGACAGCCCAAUUUUUGGAAGGAGCUAAUUUCGAAAAAAGUUGACAACCCUAGAAGAGUUUGAAGCAGCAUAUAUUUUUCCCAAGUUUAUCUCUUACUACUUGUGUACAGUGCUCCAGAGAGGGUUAAUUCCUCUGAGUAACUCACCUGUGGAAUAAUUAUCACAUAGGAAUCUGCUGGAGAGAGACCAGAGUGAACUAAGAGCUGGAAGAGUUGAAAGCUGUGUGGAAAGAAGGCCCCAGUGGGGAGUGCUACUGGUUUCUGAAAGAAAAAGACAGGAUGUCUGAUUGAAGUGAUCAAACUGAAAGUCUCCUCUGCAACUUGUGGAAGUGUACAGCCCAGAAUAUGACUUGAUUUUAAUUUAAGAAGUUCCGUUUUAUCUUAAGAUGCUGGCUAUGGUCAAAUCAAAAGAAAUACCAAGUAUAUCACAAGGAGUUGCUCUCAUACAGGAUACAAAAGUCUCAGGGCAGAGUAUAUAUCAAGCUUCAAAGAGCUUCUGUAUGUGAAAUAAGGGCUCCAUGUUUUCAUCACCAGUAAAAUUCCCAUCUGAAUGCAGAUUUACGUUACAGAGCAGAACCCAAGAGAUCCGAAACCCUUUUAAUAUACUGUGCCGCUAUGGUUUUUACAGAGCCAAACAAAAAUGAGAAGAUGAACCCAUAGUGGCGACUGCCCAGGAUUAAGAUUUUCAUGAAACAAUUUUAUCCCAGAUUUAAAGCAAAGAAUUAAAAGCUGCUUACUGAAAAAGGGGACUGUUGUCCUAAAGUUGGGUGCCUCAUUCUGCUCUUCUCAGGUUUUGUCAAUGGAUUCAAGCCUUUACCGCUGGACGCGUGUUGCACGAAGCUGCUCCUCAGAAUGCUCCUCUGAAACAACACCUCUCCUGUCAGCCAAGAGGAAACAACCUGAGUACAACCUGAGCAAGGAACGCGUUGUAUUUGCAAACAAUGAAAAGUACGAGAGAGACUGGAAGAGAGUAUCUCGCUAUUACAAGGGAAACAAGAUUCGAACAACCAAAUAUUCUUUGCUGAGCUUUCUACCGAAAAACCUCUUUGAGCAGUUUUACAGAUCCGCCAACAUUUACUUUGUUUUUCUGGCCGCCUUGAACUGGGUGCCACAAAUCGGCGUGUUUCACAAAGAAAUAACCAUGGUGCCGCUGGUGAUCGUGCUGGGCGUUAUUGCAAUUAAAGAUGCGGUGGAAGACUAUAAACGAUACUGCGUUGACAGAAGAAUCAACUUUACCAAAACCAGCGUUUAUAAUAAGAGCAGUAAUAGCUUUGUUGAGAAAUGUUGGAAAGACGUCUGUGUUGGAGACUUUGUCAAACUCCUCUGCAAUGAGUUCAUUCCGGCGGACAUACUGCUUCUCUACUGCUCUGACCAGAACGGUAUAUGCCACAUAGAGACGGCUAACCUCGAUGGGGAAACCAAUCUGAAGCAAAGACAAGUGGUCAAAGGAUUUUCUAAUCAAGGGCUGCCUUUUGAUCCAGAAGCCUUCAAGAACACCAUUGUUUGCGAGAAGCCAAAUAAUAACCUCAAUAAAUUCAAAGGCUAUAUGCAGCUGGAUAAUGGCCAGCGGAUAGGAUUUGGCAAUGAAAGUCUUCUUCUGCGGGGAUGUACGGUGAGAAAUACUGAAGAAGCCAUCGGCAUUGUCGUCUACGCAGGACACGAGACCAAGGCAAUGUUGAACAACAGCGGCACUCGUUACAAGCGCAGCAAGAUCGAGAGACAGAUGAAUACCAAUGUUUUCUUCUGCGUCGGAAUCCUCUUCAUUAUGUGUCUCAUCGGAGCUUUAGGUCAUGGCAUUUGGUCUUCAAAGUUUGUAAUCCAUCCACUGUUUGAUGUCCCAGAAGCCAAUGGCAGUUACCUCUCUCCUGGUCUUGCCGGUUUCUACAUGUUCCUAACCAUGAUUAUCCUACUACAGAUCUUAAUUCCAAUAUCUCUUUAUGUAUCUAUCGAACUGGUCAAGUUGGGUCAGAUCUAUCUAAUCCAUAAUGACCUUGACUUGUAUGAUGAAGAAAUUGAUUUGUCAGUACAGUGUCGUGCUCUUAACAUCACGGAAGAUCUAGGCCAGAUACAGUAUAUCUUUUCGGACAAAACAGGAACGCUUACCGAGAAUAAAAUGGUUUUUCGGCGUUGCACCAUUGUGGGAUACGAGUUCUCUCAUCAGGAAAAUGCCAAACGGCUAGAAAUGUACAAUGAAGAAGAAUCUGAUGACGAAGAUAUAACAAAACCCAGAAAUUUUUUGUUUGAUCUCGAUGCUGGAAACCAGUCCACCGUGAGACACAAGGGGACAAAGGCAUUGAGGCGCUGCCAAAGUGCCCGGCCUAAUAUUCAAGGGCACUUCCGCAAGAAAUCCGAAGGACGGUUUGAUAUUUCUCAAGUGGCUUUCAGCAGCCCAAUUGAAAAAGAUGUGACCCCAGAUCAUAUGCUGCUUGCGAAGGUUAGAGAAGCAUCAGUCAAGUUUGCCUCCGUCUCGCCAUGUGUAUCUCAGAGUAACAACAAAGCUGCAACUUCACCGUAUAUUGACUUUUUCUUGGCGUUAGCCAUUUGCAAUACCGUAGUUGUCUCCACGGCAACAGAACCAAGGCAAAGGGUCACCAUGCCUACUUUGCUGAAACCUUCUGAAUCAUCUUUAGAGAAGUUUCAAAAUUUUUUCCAAAAGUUAUUGAGCUUCAGCCAGUCCUCCUCCACAUCUCCAUCGAGUUCAGACCCAGGAACCCCGACCAGCUCAAAAAAUAAUAAAGUAAGUCCCGUGCCGUCGGCAGACAAGGACAACAUUUCCAGUUCCAGCUCCGGUGAAGCCGAAUGUCAGAGCAGCUGGAAGGAAGACUCGUCGGUGAGCAAAAGCAGCGCCGAUAACUGUCUAGAAGAAAUGAUUGCCACGGUUUCAUCCUUUCAUAUAGAAGAUGAUUUCUGUUAUGAGGCAGAAAGUCCAGAUGAGGCUGCACUGGUCCAUGCCGCUCGGGCGUACAGCUUCACCUUAAUGUCCCGCACGCCCGAUCAGGUGACGGUGAGGCUUCCGCAAGGUACUUUGCUGACAUUUGAACUCCUAUACACAUUGGGCUUCGACUCUGUAAGAAAAAGAAUGUCAGUGGUGGUUCGUCACCCAAUAACGAGAGAGAUCAUUGUAUACACCAAGGGAGCAGAUUCUGUGAUCAUGGACUUGCUAGACAACCCCGCAAAAGCUCAGAACAUAAGCGAUGAGAAGAAGCUGAUUAAAAUACAAUCGAGGACCCAGAGACAUCUCGACUGGUAUGCACGAGAUGGACUUAGAACUCUCUGCAUGGCGAAAAAGGUGUUAAGCGAAGAUGAGUUUGAGAGGUGGUCAAAUUUCCGAGAAGAAGCUGAAGCCGCAAUUGAAAACAGAGAAGAGCUACUUAUGGAGACGGCUCAGCACCUGGAAACAAAUCUCAGCCUGCUGGGUGCCACAGGAAUCGAGGAUCGGCUUCAGGAAGGGGUUCCCGAUACGAUUGCUUCACUGAGAGAGGCCGGCAUAAACAUAUGGGUGCUGACUGGAGAUAAACAGGAAACUGCUAUUAAUGUUGCACACUCCUGUCAACUUUUGGACCAGUCUGACACAGUGUUUACCAUUAACACUGAAAGCAAGGAAACCUGUGAGUCCAUCCUGGAUUGCACUUUGGAAGACGUUAAAAAGUUUUUUCCCGAAAAGAAGAAAAGAGGAAUAUUCAAACUAAACAAAGCUUCCGUUUCCAACGAGACGGAGGCAGCGUGCCCGCAGGUCGGGUUGGUGAUUGAUGGAAGGACCUUGAAUGUCAUUUUCCAGGGAGGCUUGGAGACAAAGUUCCUAGAGCUGGCCAAGCACUGUCGUUCGGUCCUAUGCUGUCGUGCCACGCCUUUGCAGAAAAGUAUGGUGGUGAAAUUAGUACGGGAUCAACUAAAAGUCAUGACUCUUUCCAUAGGCGACGGGGCUAAUGACGUAAGCAUGAUCCAGGCUGCCGACAUUGGAAUGGGCAUAUCGGGCCAAGAAGGCAUGCAGGCAGUGAUGUCCAGCGACUUUGCGAUAUCCCGUUUCAAACAUCUUAAGAAGUUAUUACUGGUUCACGGUCAUUGGUGCUAUAGCCGUCUGGCAAAUAUGGUCAUCUACUUCUUUUACAAAAAUGUGGCCUACGUGAAUCUUCUCUUUUGGUACCAGUUUUUCUGCGGCUUCUCAGGAACCACCAUGAUCGAUUAUUGGCAGAUGAUCUUUUUCAACCUGUUUUUCACUUCCGUGCCCCCUCUCGUAUUUGGAAUACUGGACAAGGAUGUUUCGGCGGAGACGUUAAUGAGCCUACCUCAUCUUUAUAAAAGUGGACAGCGGUGUGAGUCCUACAAAAUGUCUACAUUCUGGAUAGCCAUGUUGGACGCUUUCUACCAGAGCCUCGUCUGCUUUUUCGUUCCAUAUUUUACAUAUCGAGGUACAGGCAUGGAUGUUCUUUCCUUCGGCACGCCCAUCAACACCGCAUCCUUAUUCACCAUCUUAAUGCAUCUCGCGAUUGAAAUAAAAACAUGGACCGUUUUGCACUGGGCGACGAUUAUUAUAAGCAUCGUCUCUUACUUUGUGGUAUCGCUCGCUUACAACGCCGUGUGCGUGUUGUGUAACGAGCCAGCAAACCCGUACUGGAUGAUGGAGAUGCAAAUGUCAGACCCCUUGUUCUAUUUAGUCUGCAUUGUUACGCCUGUGAUUGCUCUAUUGCCAAGGUACUUUAUGCGGGCAGCGAGAGGAACCUGCAUCGCCAGUCCGCUUAUUAUGGCGCAGAAGCUGGAUAAGCUGGGUAAAUCGGAGAGAGACUUAAAGAUACAGCAAUGGAAGGAAAAAAUUAGGGAAUCCGUGCCUAAAGCGGGCCCUGACGAAUUUGAUUUUAAUUCAUCCAUAAAUAACGGAUACGUUUUACCUCCGACUCCAUCCCGAUUGCAUCGCGACGCUUGCGUUGUAAUGAAGGAAGAAAAUAAUGGCAGCUCCUCUAAAGAAAGUUUUGCCGCUGUACGGCCGUACCGUAAAAACCCAAAUUGCAAUGGUGUAGGACCUGCAAAAGGCGUGACCAAUCUUCUAAAGGACAAUUCUGAAGAAUCCAUAGCCAAUCACAAAAGAUCUAUUAGCACGGUGACAGUUUAAAGACAAAUAUCAUCGGGAUAUUAUCACAGAGCCCGACGCACCUGUAUAUUUAGGACGACUGCCAUUUGGCCCAUAUUGGGUGAAGGCAGAGGAGGGAUUUGCCAAUGUCACUUUAACUGUGAAUUUUUUGCUUAUGCCGAUAAAAAAAAAUGAACGUUUAUAGAGGCUGCACCGCAAUCCUUUUCUUUUGUAUAUGAUACAAUCAAUGUAAACCGACGUUACUGCCUGACGGUAUUGUAAUUUCAGCUUCUUCAUCUCGUAGGCGUCACCGGUUCCUUCUUCCAAAAGCUUACGCAAAAUGGUGCUAAAUGACGCGAGAUUCCUCUAAUGAGUCUAUACAGUUCAUUGUAUUAUUUGGCAUAACCUACUUCUCUUUAGUUUGGGGCGGGAGUUGCACAAGGGAGGCCACAGCAAUGUUUGUGCUUUUAGACAAGAAUGUACUUUACUGAUUGUUUUUCUGUUUCACCUGCAAACUGAAAAUAAGUUGGUCAUUUGGCACCAAAAAUAAACAAACACACAUGGUAAAAGUGUCUUUCUGGGUAAUAGCCUACUAAGGUUUGAAGCUAUAUUAACAUUUUUUGUGUCAGGUUUGGGCACCUGUUUUUAACACCUUUUAUUCCACGCUAGAUCUCUUUAUAAUUUGGACUGAAUAUAAAAUUGUAGCUACUACUUUAAACCAACAUAUGGGUAACAUUGGCAAAGGCUUGAUGGUAACAGAGAAUUCUCGGAGCCUCGUUUCUCUGAGGACUAAACAAUCGGCAGGCCUUGCUCAUUAAAUGUAUUGUUUGGUUUUUGUAAAGGGGUUUCUGCAAUACAUAAGUAAUAAGUAAAUAAGUGCUCAAAUUUAUUUGGCGUAUGGCAAAAUUCUUAUGUAUUUGAUAGGUUUUAUAAAGAAUACCAACACUUAUUACUGUGAAAAGUAGAGUUCACAUCAUACAUUGCUGGGUUCUAUUGAAGCGACUCGGUGUAAGCCCAACGAAUCUACAGAGGUGCCAAAAAAAGAAUUGUAUAUUUUUGCUAAUUUGUGGUUUUUAGAUCUUUUUAAUGUUUAUAUUGUAUUUUUAUUGUUCUGAGCUGCUGUGAACAAAAGCGCGGCGACUGUAUAAAAGAGUAUUCUAAUGCACAAUAUUAAAUUAAAUGUAUUUAUUUGAAGUUUAUGGCUCGAGUGAGCAUAUGUCGUUUUUGUAAUUUGUAGGGUGAGUGACAUUUUUGAAAAGAAUUUGUGGAUCUGAAAAUUGAUACAUGUCAUUAAAGUUUCUUUGAUGUG
Xenopus laevis (African clawed frog) is the source of this 6553-nucleotide messenger RNA. It is a transcript of the gene atp10b.L, whose product is annotated as phospholipid-transporting ATPase VB. The coding region runs from base 979 to 5286 and encodes 1435 amino acids. NCBI's taxonomy places the organism in Eukaryota, Metazoa, Chordata, Amphibia, Anura, Pipidae. Gene Ontology annotation, biological process: phospholipid transport; phospholipid translocation. The transcript is spliced from 30 exons. Gene Ontology annotation, cellular component: plasma membrane; cytoplasm; membrane. Gene Ontology annotation, molecular function: ATPase-coupled intramembrane lipid carrier activity; ATP binding; nucleotide binding. The record is from RefSeq and is a predicted model, not a curated record.